GUCAUUUACACUUGGCCCCAUCCCCAUUUCUUUGAUGCUACCUUUUUCUCCCUUUAUGGACCACACCUCCCUUCUCUCCAAUUCCAAUUUGUCCCUCUAGUUAUCCUCUCAACACUCUCAAGGCUCAGCCAAAGCUUUUGACAUAGACAAUCCAACAAUUUUUUCUGUUCCGCUAGCCACUAUUUUCACUCACAAAUACACAGAAAAAGAGGGUGAGGGGAAGGGAAGGGUGGUGUUUUUGAUGGGCAACAAUAGGUUUAGAUUAUCAGAUAUGAUGCCCAAUGCUUGGUUUUACAAGCUCAAAGACAUGGGCAAAACAAGGAACCACAACACCACCACUCAUUCCACAAAGAAAAAACAAGCUACAUCAGCAGCAGCAGCAGCUGUAGCUGAAUCUCAGCAACCACCGUCCAAGCCAAAACAUCCUCACUACAAUUCUUGUCCGAGAAAAUCAUACUACAACACCAGGGAGCUUAUCUCAAGUGACCAAAAAUUUCACACCUCCCCAAGAAACUCAAAAUCCACAGACACCCUUUUUCCUGACCCACCAAGAAGAUCAUCGAAACAAAGGGCUAGGAAAAGGACCAUCAAGUCCUCCUCUCCUAAGCUAGCCACCUCUUCUGUCUCUGCCGUUUGCAACUGCCGUGCUACCCUAUGGACUAAACCAAAUUCUCCUCCAGACUACUCAGCUUCUCUUUCUGAUAGUUCUCUUGAUCAGGAGACGGAUUUCUCUGACUCAUUUCCACCAGAAUUCAGGUCUGACUGUGUUCUUGCUACUGACUCAUUUGAUAAAAUGUUGUCUUGGUCAAGUUCUAAUUGUGACUGCAAACUAGAUUCUAAUAACUAUGAUGAUAUUGUUAUCAACAUGGAUGAGAAAUAUAUUGCUAGGAGAUCAGAUGAUGUGGACGUGUUUCACAAAAUAUCUGAUCUUGAUCUCCCUCCCAUCAUAACAAAGCCCCCUAAAUUUGAUGAUCAAGUGGAAGAUUUCAAGAAGAAAGACACCCUGGAACCAGUCAAGUAUAGAAGGAGUUCAGCUAAAUAUGAGGAAACAAACGCUAAUGCUUCUUUAUCUGUUAAGGUUGUCAAAGAAGGGAGCAUUACUGCAAUGAAAGAACAUAAGACUAAUACUACUGUCAGGAGAAAUUCUGUCACUUCACCAGGAGUUAGGCUAAGAGUCAAUUCUCCAAGAAUCUCAAAUAGGAAAAUCCAGGCAUACAAUAAUGGUCGAAAGAGUGUGUCAUCAACUACAAGUUCAUUGUCUCGGUCGCGAAGAAGCCUUUCGGAUAGCUUGGCAGUUGUGAAAUCUUCUUUUGAUCCUCAGAAAGAUUUCAGGGAAUCAAUGAUGGAGAUGAUAGUGGAGAACAAUAUCAAGGCAUCAAAGGACUUAGAAGACCUUCUUGCUUGUUAUCUUUCACUCAAUUCUGAUGAAUAUCAUGACCUUAUUAUUAAGGUGUUCAAGCAAAUCUGGUUUGAUCUCUCUGACAUCAAGUUGCAGUGAAAUCUUUCCAUUGUAUAUUAUUACCCCUUUUUUUCUUUUUUUUUUAAUUUCUCCGAAUAACCAUCUUGUUAUUAUGAUAUAAUUUCUUAUCAUGAGCUAGCAGUUCUUCAUAUUAGCAGAAAUAAGUUAAUUAGGUCCAAUUUAUAAAGAGCUGGUCUUCUGUAAUUUUUAAUAUACUUAUAUUAUAGUAAAUCUUGGAGAGAUUAUCAA
Messenger RNA from Populus trichocarpa (black cottonwood), 1708 nucleotides. RefSeq names its product transcription repressor OFP2. The record is from RefSeq and is a predicted model, not a curated record. Gene Ontology annotation, biological process: negative regulation of DNA-templated transcription. NCBI's taxonomy places the organism in Eukaryota, Viridiplantae, Streptophyta, Magnoliopsida, Malpighiales, Salicaceae. The coding region runs from base 242 to 1498 and encodes 418 amino acids. The transcript has a single exon. Gene Ontology annotation, molecular function: DNA binding.